Trichomonas vaginalis G3 is the source of this 252-nucleotide messenger RNA. RefSeq names its product KilA, N-terminal/APSES-type HTH, DNA-binding family. Lineage: Eukaryota; Parabasalia; Trichomonadida; Trichomonadidae. The transcript has a single exon. The record is from RefSeq and is a predicted model, not a curated record. The coding region runs from base 1 to 252 and encodes 83 amino acids.
AUGAAAGAAUACGGUCGAGCCAAAAGUGGCUCAACCUCAAAACAAACAUUUUAUGAGCUUACUAAGGCAUUUAUGAAUGAAUUCAAAGGUAUUUGCAUACAUCCUGACCUCGUUCAUUUUGUUGCUGAAUGGUGCUCUGUAAAGUAUGCAUUUUAUGUCAAAUAUAUUAUGGACUCCAUAGAUAAGAAAGUUCAUGAGAAGUUAGAUGAAGAAGAACUCGAAGAUACAGUAGAGAAUGCAAAACAUUUUUGA